AUGCUUCGAUCUACCUUAAUCCUCAUCGCUGCCACCACCGUCUCGGCCCUUGAACUCGGCUGCUUCUCCGACACCAGCGAAACGCUCUCUAGUUUCGUCAACAAUGGCUCUUACACUUUCCAGUCAACCGGAUAUUGCCAGCAGGUCUGCGGCACCAUUGGACAUAGCUACUAUGCGCUAAAAGGCAGUGACUGCUGGUGCGGUGAUGCGAUCCCCCCUAUCAGUGAUAUGGUCGAUGAUAGCAAUUGCAAUAUUCCUUGUGCUGGCUAUGCGAGACAGAACUGCGGUGGCAUCAAUGCCUUUGAGGUCUAUCUUAGCGGAGACACGACUGCGAUUGAGAGCAUCGUCAGCGCAUACUCGGCCGCCGCCACGGCUUCGGCUACAGUCGCUGCAUCCGACAGUACUGCUAUUCUAUCAACUGCCACCGCUGCGUCUUCAGAAUCGUUUUCGGUUUCGAGUAGCGCUGCUUCUACAACCUCAGCAGCAAUUCUCCCAACGGCUACAACUACCAAAGUGUCAUCUUCCGCUGUGAUUAUCCCAUCGGCGACAUCUACAAGCACGAGUGUACCUACUGGUGCGGCGGUGGCGGUUAAUGUGCAGAUCGGCUUUGGUCUGAUGGCUGGGUUGAUGGCUCUUACGUCUUCGCUGUAA
Molecule: messenger RNA, 651 nt
Organism: Talaromyces amestolkiae
Lineage: Eukaryota; Fungi; Ascomycota; Eurotiomycetes; Eurotiales; Trichocomaceae
Exons: 2
Coding region: 1-651 (216 amino acids)
Cellular component (GO): plasma membrane
Source: RefSeq, a predicted model, not a curated record